Molecule: messenger RNA, 421 nt
Organism: Sphaeroforma arctica JP610
Lineage: Eukaryota; Ichthyosporea; Ichthyophonida
Exons: 1
Source: RefSeq, a predicted model, not a curated record
CUCUUUGGAAAGGUUUGGAUACGCUCCACAAAAUGCCAAACAACAAAGUGGAGGACCUUCUGAAACGGUACGUUGCCUACAGCAUCUGCUCAUGCACACCCACAGCCUACAGCGUCUGCACAUGCACAUCCACACGCUACAGCGUCUGCACAUGCACACUCACACGCUACAGCAUCUGCACAUGCACACCCACAGCCUAAAGCAUCUGCACAUGCACAUCCACAGCCUACUGCAUCUGCACAAGCACACCCACAGCCUACUGCAGCCUACUGUAUCUCUGCAUGCACACCCACAUGCUACAGCAUCUGCACAUGCACACCCACAGCAUAAAGCAUCUGCACAUGCACAGCCACACGCUACAGCGUCUGCACAUGCACACCCACACGCUACAGCAUCUGCACAUGCACACCCAAAGCCUACU